GAGGAGGAAGAAAUAAAGGCACGUCUUGAGGAGGAAGAAAUAAAAGCACGUCUUGAGGAGGAAAAAGAAAUAAAGGCACGUCUUGAGGAGGCACGGCAAAAACUUGAUGAGGAGUUAAAGGCCCAACAAAAGAUUGAGGAAGAAAAAGAUCGACUACAACUCAGAACAGAGGAAGAAGAAUUGAAAGGACAACAACAAAUGAUCGAAGGGGAAGAGCAUCCAUAUAAACAUAUGGAAGAAUUGAAAGGACAACAAAGAACAGAGGAAGAAGAAUUGAAAGGACAACAACAAAUAAUCGAAGAGGAAGAACAUCCAUAUAAACAUAUGGAAGAAUUAAAAGAACAACAGCUUAGAAUAGGAUCCGACGAUAAUAAUCUUAUAUCUGUAGGCAUAAAGAGACAGCACUGUCUCGAUGAUAUUCUCAAUGAUGCUCAUGAAGUCAAGAGAGUUUCUAAGAAAGCCCGCACACAAGAUUAUUACAGUGACGAUAAUCUAUUAGUAACUUCUGCGAACAAUUGUAGUGAUGAAAACAGUUUCAGUGUUAAUGAGAAUAUCGAUUUUCCCAGUAACAAAGAAAUCGACAGAAGGGGGAUAUAUAUAUCACAAAACGAUGAUGAUAAGCCUUUAGAACAAGAAAUUACCAACGAUAACCAGCAUAAUCACUCAAUGAACAAUAGUCUUGAUAAGAGUAUAAAUUCAAUUUCUACGUGUAGUAAUAUUAAUAAAGGUGAAGAAAAUUCUUUGGAAAGCAAAAGUGAGAAUUAUAUAACCGAAAUCCAAGGGUCGAGAAUGCCGUUUGAUCCUGUACGAGAUGCUCAGAAUGUCGAUAUGAACCAAGAUAUGGUAUAUUCUUACACAACACCUAAUACGAUGCCUGAUGAUGAGAAUACUUACAAUCAGCAUCCAUUGUAUUCUAGACCGGCUGAAACAUUAGAGGUUAAUAACAAUGCAGAAACUUUGGUAAACGAAGCUAUACAGCCCGAAGAGUGCCAUAUUGAACAAAUCGCAGGUUCUCAUCUUAACCUUCUCAUGCAAGCAGUCGGUCUUUUAGAAGCAGGGGUAUCAUCAUUACCUGAAGAUUUGUAA
Scutellospora calospora is the source of this 1086-nucleotide messenger RNA. Lineage: Eukaryota; Fungi; Glomeromycota; Glomeromycetes; Diversisporales; Gigasporaceae. The record is from the annotation of a GenBank genome assembly.